AUGGGACCCGUCUGCCCCAUGUGCAACCAACCAGUUGACCAGGAGCUCCUCGAGGACUUCAAGAAGAAACACCCUCGUAUGACCCUCCAGCAGGAACAGAGGUUCUGCCAAAGUCAUAAGAAGAAGUCGGCGAGAGAAACGUGGCAUGAUAAAGGGUAUCCGGACAUUGAAUGGAGCUCACUGGACCGGCGGAUCUCAAAGAAAUUCAGCUUCUUGAGGGGAAUCCUCGAGGGCGACAGGUCUCACUUUGGCGAUAUCUUCAGCCAAAAAGUCCGGAUUGGUCAGAACAAAACGCUCCUAAAGUCCGAAGCCAACCUAACUCCCGGCUACUACGGCAUUCGCGGGCUCAGGGCCAUGUCUGAGGCCAUCAUUCGGGAGUUCUCGUCGCUCUUGCGGAAGAGGGCGGUGCAAGACAGACUAGUGUCGGCGAGAGGCCACACUGCCUAUGUCCAGGCCGUCUUGGUGCCCGAGCUCACUGUUCGGCUCGUAAUGGAGGACAUGGACGUUGGCGAGGAAGAGGCUCAGUCAAUCAUGGCGGAUAGCAUCUGGGUAGGCGAGCUCCUGAACGAGGAGGUUGCCGACGUAGUCAUGAGUGACGAUGACAGCUCGUCGCUAUCCACCCACUCGCUCUCAGAUAGUGAAGCCGACUAG
Molecule: messenger RNA, 651 nt
Organism: Lasiosphaeria miniovina
Lineage: Eukaryota; Fungi; Ascomycota; Sordariomycetes; Sordariales; Lasiosphaeriaceae
Product: RTC4-like domain-containing protein
Exons: 1
Coding region: 1-651 (216 amino acids)
Source: RefSeq, a predicted model, not a curated record